AUGUCCGUACAGGUACUCGAUGGUCAGGAAUUGCGCGAUAACGGAAUCGAUAGUCUGGCGGAUGUCGUAAAGUUUGUGCCUGGUGCCUCGGUUGUAUCGAGCACUGCACCAGGCUUUGAGACAGUGAUUUUGCGAGGUAUUGCCAGUGGGACGACUGGUGAUGCAACUGUCGGCUACUAUGUCGACGACGUCGCUUUUGGCGUUUUGAAUCUGCAGAUCGCGCCACCAACCAACAUGUAUGACCUGGAGCGCAUCGAAGUGUUGCGCGGUCCACAGGGUACUUUAUAUGGCCAGGGUUCCAUGGGUGGCACAAUCAAAGUCAUUACGCCAAAACCGGACACAGAAGAAUUUUCAGGUAGGUUCCGCGUUGGUGGGAGAACUGUUGAUGACGGUGAUUCAGGCUACAACCUGGAUGGUGUUGUGAACCUGCCUCUCUCAGACAAUUUUGCCGUGCGUCUUUCUGGUGGUGUUGAAGAACGACCUGGCUGGGUCGACAGCCCUGAAUUUUCGAAAGACGAUAUUAACGAGUUAGAUAGCUGGAACCUGCGUCUGAAAGCCUUGUAUACAACGGACUUGAUGGAUGUGACCUUUACUCACUGGACGGUGGAGAAUGAACUUGUUGGUGCAAACUCUUUUUCUCGCCUGGACCCGCUGACGGGCAUCGAGUUCGACGAACCCACUAUGGCAGGCAUUGGUGGUAACCCUGGGUUCAUAGAUACCUCGCUGGACACGAGCUCACUGACCAUUGAUGUCGAUCUAGACGGCAUGAGUUUCAUCAGUGCCACCUCGUACACCGAGUACGAACUUGAUUUUGUGUUUCCGCUGUUUACAGCGGGCUUUCAGUUUUUCAAUGAUUCCACCUUUCAAACCGAAGCGUUGAGUCAGGAAUUCAGAUUAGUAUCCACCGAUGAUAGUGCUGUGCAGUGGCAGGUUGGUGCUUACUACAGCGAUUCCAGCAUCAAUUCUGACAUAGACUUUUUUCUCGACUUUGGUGGCGGUAUCACAAUUCCCGUGAUUGAUACUAUCGGUGAUAUUGAAAGUGAAGCCUGGGCCGUUUUUGGUGAAGUGUCUGUGGAAUUGUUAGAUGGUCUUGUCGUGCCUUCAGUUGGCUUGCGAUAUUUUGAAGAUGAUAGGACAACUGCAAACGGUAUUGAUCGUGCCACGGGUUUACCGCGGCCACCGGUGGGUACAACAUAUGAAACGGUAAACCCAAGAUUUGCCGUGAACUUUCGUCCGCAUGAUAACGGUUCUAUUUUUGUCAGCGCAGCAAAAGGGUUUCGCAGCGGCACAACUCAGACAGAUGCCCAGGUAGCGCUAGCUGCGAGCGUUGGUGUGCCCACGGGUACUACCAUCGCGCCAGAUGAGGUCUGGACCUAUGAGGUUGGCGCGCGCUAUCAGUUCCUGGGUGGCAAACUUGCGGUUGAAGCGGCGUACUACUAUUCCGACUGGAAAGAAAUUCAACUCCAGUUCUCUGUGCCUGGAACGGUUGCUCUGGCUAACGGAGGAGAUGCAAAGCUCAACGGUUUGGACUUGGCGGUCAGCUGGAUGCCGAUUAACAAUCUGAUCCUGCAGAUGUCAGGCAACAUUAACGAUUCCGAGUUUAAAAAUGUGAAUGCCAAUUUGGCAGCUGCAACCGCCACUGUCCGAGAGGGUGGUUCACUCCCCAAUGUGCCAGAGAAAAACCUGACCCUGGGAGCGAGCUAUGAAUGGGCUAUCUCUAAUGGUUGGCAGGCCUUCGUUAAUGCGGCUUACGCUUAUCGUGAUAGUCAGAUUGAUGCGGGCUCGGGUCUAGAGUCCGGUAUUAUGAACGCUGCAGAUAUGCGAGUGGGUGUGCGGGGUGAUACGUGGACGCUGACGCUGUUUGGUGAAAAUCUGGCAGAAGAGGAAGAGCCUCUCGUGCGAACCGGAACCGGCGUACAGUUUUUGACGCCUCGCACCUUUGGUCUGCAGUUAGAGGUUGAUGCCCGAUGGCUGAUGGCUUAUGCCGCCGGUUUGCAGGAUAACAAUCCACGCUUCAUGGAUACGGCUGCUGGAACUGUUAUAGCGCACCCGGUCUUUCCGGUAUGUCUGGAAUGGCCGGUGUUAUUGAAGUCCCGUCGCAUGCCCGGUUACGAGCAGACGACGCCGCAGGAAAGCGCGCGCGGCGUGCACGCCGCCCAUGAUCUUCAUCUCUACCGACCCAUACGUGCGGGAGAGAGGCUCACCACAACUGCGACGAUCAUCGGUUUGCAAGCCAUCAAACCGGGCGCAGCUCAAACCACACGCCUUGAUACAGUAGAUGAGCAGGGGAAUCUGGUGUGCCGUACCUAUCAGUUAGGUAUCAGCAGAGGUGUAGCGGUCACUGGGGAGCCGACGCAGAUUGAGCACGCCCCACAAGUACCUGAAGCGCCAGCGUCACGGAGUGUUUUGCAAUCAUGGCCGAUUGCGGUUCCUGUCGGGGCCGCUCAUAUCUACACUGAAUGCGCUCGAAUUUUCAAUCCGAUACACACGGAUCGCGAAGUGGCCCUCGCAGCCGGUCUGCCGGACAUCAUUCUGCAUGGUACAGCCACGCUCGCACUGGCAAUCAGCAAGCUGGUGGAUGAAAAGUUGGGUGGCGACCCUACCCACGUAAAGCGCUUAGGCGGACGAUUUACUGCGAUGGUACUGAUGCCAUCUACGUUGCGCCUGAAUCUGCUGGGUCAAUCGAAAGGCGUGCUGCAUUUCGAAAUUCUAACGGAAGAUGGACAAACUGCUUUCAGUCAUGGUUACGUGUGCACUGCUGAACAUUAA
This is a messenger RNA of Symbiodinium pilosum, 2769 nucleotides long. Lineage: Eukaryota; Dinophyceae; Suessiales; Symbiodiniaceae. The record is from the annotation of a GenBank genome assembly.